AAGUGGCGCCGGAGCAGGUGCCGCCGGAGCGGGACGCGCACAGGAUGGCGGAAGCGGAAGGGAGUUCGCCGCUCCUGUUGCCGCCGCCACCACCCCCGCCCGGAAUGGCGGAAGUGGAGGCGCCGACGGCGGCCGAGACGGACAAGAAGCAGUUUAGCUCCUCCGGCGGCAGCACCAUGGACGUGGAGCGGAGCCGCUUCCCCUACUGCGUGGUGUGGACGCCUAUCCCGGUGCUCACGUGGUUUUUCCCCAUCAUCGGACACAUGGGCAUCUGUACAUCCACAGGAGUCAUUCGGGACUUCGCUGGCCCCUACUUUGUCUCGGAAGACAACAUGGCCUUUGGGAAGCCUGCCAAGUACUGGAAGUUGGACCCUGCUCAGGUAUACGCUAGCGGACCCAAUGCAUGGGACACAGCUGUGCACGACGCCUCUGAAGAGUACAAACACCGCAUGCACAAUCUCUGCUGUGACAACUGCCACUCGCACGUGGCAUUGGCCCUGAACCUGAUGCGCUACAACAACAGCACCAACUGGAACAUGGUGACACUCUGUUUCUUCUGCCUGCUCUAUGGGAAGUAUGUCAGCGUCGGGGCCUUUGUGAAGACCUGGCUGCCCUUCGUCCUCCUCCUGGGUAUCAUCUUAACCAUCAGCCUGGUCUUUAACCUGCGGUGAUGGCUGCCCCAUGGCCUUGGACCCACCAGGCUCCUGAGGAGGCAUCUGCCACCCCUUUUGGUUCCAGAUCCUUUCUCCUCACCCCAAAAGGCAGGGAUGGACCUGCUGGUUUUGACCCAGGAGUCUGGGCUAGGUGGGAUUAGGCUGAGGAUGAGCAUGGGGUAGGGGUAUUUGUUUGUUGUGUCUCACUGGUCACUCAGAAGUUCCCUGUCCACUCCUUCCCAGGCUUGUGACCCUAGCGCUUGAGGGUACCCUCCUGUUCAUCUGUUGGAAAGGCCUUAGCUUCCCUCUGUAGAGCUGCUCCUGCCACUGUGCUGGGCUCCCUCCGCCUCAGCCCAGUGCCUGGUGGGGGACAGGAGGACAUUAGGACCCACCAGACAAGGCAGCACAGGGGCCAGAGCUGGAUUUGCCAGAGCCUGUCCUGCCAGGGCUCUGGUCCUGGGGAGGGUGGGGAAGACUAAGAAGUCUUCAUAAGCUAGGCUGCCCUGGGGCCUUUACCACUGGCCCCUAGAAUGGUUCAGUCGGGCUGGAUGGGCCCCCACUUGCGAUGUUUGCCAGAAGCUGCACUAGGGGUAGUUUGUGCCCCGUCUCUUAGGGUCUUCCAGCCCAUGCAGCACCCUCUGUCCACCCUCCCAGGGCCUCCGAGUAUUUGGGCCCAUUUCCCCCCAGUGGUUUGGGGCCUGGGCUUCCCCAGCCAGGCUGGAGAGAUGAGUGACGCUGAUGUGUCCAGAGUCACCCCCUGUAGAUCACAGCAAUGUAAACAAAGCUGGGUCCCGGCCCCAGGUGUGGGCCUUGCGCUGGUGAUGGCACCCCUUGGGUCCAAGAUGUGGGGGGCCAUCAGAGCAACCAGCACCAUCAGGGAGUUAAAGUGGAGCUGUUUCCUCCCACCCACCAUGGACCCCCCUUCUCUUCGAGUUGUGGGAAGAGCCUGUGCUGCUGCCUCACCCCGCCCCGUGGAGUCCUUUGUGCGGGGCUUCCUGGGCAGGAAAUAAAGAGUUAACUCCAGUCA
Messenger RNA from Hipposideros armiger (great roundleaf bat), 1680 nucleotides. RefSeq names its product transmembrane protein 222 (gene TMEM222). Bases 45 to 671 code for a protein of 208 amino acids. The record is from RefSeq and is a predicted model, not a curated record. Lineage: Eukaryota; Metazoa; Chordata; Mammalia; Chiroptera; Hipposideridae. The transcript has 6 exons.